Messenger RNA from Mytilinidion resinicola, 1080 nucleotides. Its product is annotated as carbonic anhydrase. Lineage: Eukaryota; Fungi; Ascomycota; Dothideomycetes; Mytilinidiales; Mytilinidiaceae. The transcript has a single exon. The record is from RefSeq and is a predicted model, not a curated record. Gene Ontology annotation, biological process: cellular response to oxidative stress; cellular response to carbon dioxide; carbon utilization. Gene Ontology annotation, molecular function: carbonate dehydratase activity; zinc ion binding. The coding region runs from base 68 to 886 and encodes 272 amino acids. Gene Ontology annotation, cellular component: cytoplasm.
GAUAACCCGAGACCUGCGCCCAACCGCAUCCAUCCUCCCCAACCUCGGGUCAAGCCAAUCACUUCCAAUGUGCAAGCCACGGUUGAUCCCGUCGUCGGUCCUCCGCCAUAUAAAACCUCGCCCGGCGGCCCCCUCCCCUCGCUUCACACCUCUUUCGACCACCCCAGCCCCAGCUAGCACCACUCAAAUCCGCCCGCUCGCAUCCUGGUGGUCCUCCAAAAUGCCGCCCUCCGACGUCGCCAAGCACCUGCAAGCCGACCACGACCACAUCUUCGAAAACAACCGCAAAUGGGCCGCCGAGCAGAAGGUCAAGAACCCGGCCUUCUUCGACAAGCUGUCGUCCGGCCAGGAGCCCGACUACCUCUGGAUCGGAUGCAGCGACUCGCGGGUCCCCGCUGAGCAGAUCACGGGUCUGGGGCCCGGCGAGUGCUUCAUCCACCGCAACAUCGCGAACAUGGUCCCCAAUACCGACCUCAAUGUCAUGAGCGUAGUCAACUAUGCGGUUAACCACCUGCACGUCAAGCACAUUAUCGUGUGCGGGCAUUAUGGGUGUGGUGGCGUAAAGGCCGCGUUGACCCCGCAGGAUCUGGGGAUCUUGAACCCGUGGCUCAGGAAUAUCCGCGAUGUGUACCGGCUGUAUGAGACGGAAUUGGAUGCAAUUGAGGAUGCGGAGAAGAGGUGCGAUCGCGUUGUGGAGCUGAAUGUGCAUGAGCAAUGCCGCAACAUCAUCAAGACAGCGGCGGUUCAGCAGAGUUAUGCGCAGAACCAGUAUCCCAUUGUGCAUGGGUGGGUGUUUGAUAUGAAGGAUGGAUUGCUGAAAGAUUUGAACAUCGAUUUCGUGAAGGUGUUGGGUCAGAUUCAGAAGAUCUACAAUCUGACUGGGUAGACCGGAGUGGGUUACUGCGAGGUGUUGGGAUGGUGGGGUUUACAUGCAUGGUGUUUGGUCACGGUUUAGAAUGGAGGCCCAGAUUCGAUAUAUCAAGAGGCACUAUAGUAGGAAGACAGAGCAAUUUGGUUGGAUACUAUCUUGAUAGUACCCAGAAUUAAAGUACACGUAUCGCCGAUACCCUUGUUCGCCUC